This is a messenger RNA of Eleginops maclovinus (Patagonian blennie), 4593 nucleotides long. Its product is annotated as PH and SEC7 domain-containing protein 4. Gene Ontology annotation, biological process: regulation of ARF protein signal transduction. The record is from RefSeq and is a predicted model, not a curated record. Bases 820 to 4068 code for a protein of 1082 amino acids. Gene Ontology annotation, molecular function: phospholipid binding; protein binding; guanyl-nucleotide exchange factor activity. NCBI's taxonomy places the organism in Eukaryota, Metazoa, Chordata, Actinopteri, Perciformes, Eleginopidae. The transcript has 17 exons.
GAGGGGAGUGGUUUAGCCGGGGCCCUAGCUAACGUUACUAGGAUGCUUUUUAAACAAAUAACCACGGUGAUAAAUGGUGUUUAAAUAACAAGAAGAAGAACUGCAAAAUUGUAGCAGUAAUACUUGGUCAUUACUAAUAAUACUACUAAUACUACUAAGUAUAAUCAGCUAGUACAACCACUAGCUAGCAACUAAUUCACUGCAACUGCAAGGAUGCUCACAUAAAUGCUAGCUAUACCUGCUGGGAGAGAAACAGGACAGCGGGAGACUGAAGUUUGAUCUUGAAUUUGCGAAAAUGGACAGGAAGCAUGAAGAAAAGGGAGGAGGGCCUAGUCCGGACUAGGACUUGUGACUUGCAUUCAUUGUUAUGCGACACCACAGACUAAAAGGCUGCGCGGCUAAAAGAGAGUGAAUGUGAGGCUUGUUUGUUGUGUGCAGCAGGGUCAGACAUAAUCAACUGAGGGUUACUUGUAUGCUUGGGUGCAUGUGUGUUUGUGUAUGUCUGUGAAGGUGCAGCACUUUGACAGCGGCAUAAGCCCAGUAAAACACAGCAGUGUGUCUCUCUCUCCCACAAGACUUAGAACAUCACAAGUCUGCCGAUCAUAUGAUGGUGCUUUAAAGAGCCUGGAGGGGAUCUGUGAAUGGCACCAUUGGAGUUUGUUACAUUCUUCAGGCUUUAACAUUUACGGGAUCUUACAAAAUGAUCAACCUUGAUACGGCAGAGGAAGACAUUUUAUAGAGACACGACAUUUACAGUUACAGCAUCUUUCACCCAAACCAGAAACGCCCCAACUGCGGAGCUGACUGAGAUACGAGCUAAUGGAGGAGGAAAACGCGUGCUCCUCUCUGCCAGAUGUUUCAGAUUCAGUGUUUCAGGAGCCUCAACAAAACUCAUGGACCUCCAUCGACCAUCGGUACGUCAAUGGAGAGCAGGAGAUUGUCGUGUGGGGUGAAGCAGAGGAAGAGAUAAACCAGACACACAAGACAGAUCAACUGAAUCUCUCCCCGAAAGAAGAACGAGAGGCUUCUGAGGAGGCAGAGGAGUGGGAGCAUGUAAUAUGGCCGAUGCAACCCAUGCCCUGCAACAGUCCUCCACUUUCUUUCGCCACAGUGCAGUGGGACAUGCCAGAUCUUUCCCCAGAGAGACCUUCACUCAUGACUGACAGCAGCUCGGCCAAUGAGCCGGACUCUGGUGCCGUGACGACUGGAGACACAACUUCCCCAUCUGAAGGCGUUAACUCUGAGCUCCUCACACAGGGGGACAGAGGGGAAGAAGAGGAGUUUAAUUCACGGCUCCUGAAUGCAAAUGUAGAGUGGACAGGAAACAUCUCAGAGCCACGUGAAGCUUCAGAUGUGCCAGAGCCACCGACACAGGAAAGCGAAGGUUCACCACAUGAGCAGGCAGACAGUAACAACGGAAUCUUACUGGGGACGGACUCAGAUGAAGAGGAGGCACAUUCCGCAGCGUCAGAUCCCGUUAACUCGGUGGACUUACUCGAUAUCCUUAGAGAAAUUGACAACUCCGAAGAUGAAUCAGACAAUUUUGUAAAUUUGAAACUAGAAGAGCAGGAGGAGCCUGCUGUUUCGCUGACUCGGCAGCAAGACUCUGAGGAAGAGCAACCUUCAUCCAAUGGUGUUGAGAACGUGGAAGAAGGCAAGGGGGAAGAUAAGGAGCAGAUAAACGUGCUAUGCGGGGAGGAAAGUGAAGAAGUGGUAGCUGUCAGCUGUCUGCUUGAUGCGGAGCUUCUUGCAGAGCCACAAGAAGCUGCUGAUUCUGGACCAACCGUAAAUCCAGAUAAGAUAAUUGAUCUGUUGCAGUCAGAGCUCUUGGAAGAAAGGCGGCACUCAGAGACUGAUGAGGACAUAGAUAUAGAGGAACCGUUACAUGAAGACCCCAUAGUUCGGACUGAAGAGCCAGAAAUGUGCGAAGGUGUAAAUCAGGACUCUGAACAGUCACAGGCUGCGGACGAAAACGAAGGAGCGUCAAGUCUGGCUACAGAUCAUACAGAGAGCGUAGAAAAAACGUCAGAGAUUGUGGAGAAAGUUGAGGAGACAAGUUCUUUAGAUCAAGGUGAUUGUGACCAAGUAAGAUCACAAGACGUAGUGCUUUCCUCCGAGCCUGCAGUCACUGAGACAGAGCAGCUUGGGAUGACUGAAGAGCCAGAGCAGAUUCAGGCAGAAGUGUCUAAAGACUCUGACCAGUUAGUACAGUCACAACAUCUGGAACCAGAGAUGACAGGAAUGUUAACUCAACCUGAAAUUGCAGAGCUGCCAGAGGACUCCACUCAGUCAGAGCCGACAGUUUGUGUUGAUGCUGGACACCCCGGAGAGACGGAGCGGCGAGAACAGACGGAGCCAUCGGAGCAGAAUGAGCAGACCCUGCAAACGAGCGACUUGUCUCGACCGGCGCUCUCCGAGCAGGCUGUGUGGCCGGAGACAGAUGAGUCAGAAACAGCAGAGCAGCUGUCUCCCGACACCAAGGUCGCGCAGCAGACAGAGGAGGCCGAGUUCAAUCAGGUGGACAAACAGGCUGAGACGCCACAUCAGGGUGACCAAGAUGGUGGUGCUAAUGGAGAGACACAAACUCCUGUGACUGCAGUGCCUCAUAUGAACGGAGACGAGGUGAACAGAGAGAUGGCCUGCCGCCUCGCUCUGCGGCUGUUCAAGCUGGAAGAUGUCCAACGUGCAGACGUGGUGAAGCACUUAGACAAAGAUAAUGACUUCAGUCGUGCUGUCGGGGAGGAAUACCUCAAACUCUUUGACUUCACCGGGCAGACUCUCGAUCAUGCCCUAAGAUCUUUCCUGAAAGUGGUGGUGCUGAUCGGAGAAACGCAGGAGAGAGAGCGCGUGCUGCAGCAUUUCGCCUGCCGCUUCACCCAGUGCAACCCCGACACCUUUACCUCCUCAGAGUCUGUGUUGGCUCUCACAUGUGCUUUAAUGCUUCUCAACACUGACUUGCACGGGCAGAAUGUAGGAAAAUGCAUGUCCUCGUCUAAAUUUGUGUCUAACCUGGAUGGGAUGAAUGAAGGAGAGAACUUCAGCAAGGAUCUCUUAAAGAGUCUUUACAAUUCAAUAAAGAGUGAGCCGCUGGAGUGGGCGAUUGAUGAAGAGGAGUUGAAGAACUCUGUGUUGUACGACGAUGACACCGGAGUAGAUGCGCCGCUGCGUUCAGAAGCCAACCCCUUCCAGGACGUUCCUCACGACAAAACGGCCUCUGUGGCCAAACAGGGAUUCCUCCAGAGGAAGCUGCACGCCGACAUAGACGGCAAACGCACUCCAUGGGGGAAGAGAGGCUGGAAGACUUUCUACGGAGUGCUGAAGGGAAUGGUCCUUUACCUACAGAAGGAUGAUUACAGGAAGGAUCAGCCGACUAGCGAGGAGGUGGUGGUGAGUGUGCAUCACUCUCUGGCCGAGCAGGCGGCCGACUACACCAAGAAACCUUACGUCUUCCGCCUGCAGACGGCUGACUGGAGGAUUUUCCUCUUCCAGGCCUCAUCCAAAGUGGAGAUGUAUUCGUGGAUCAGCCGUAUCAACCUGGUUUCGGCCCUCCACUCCUCGCCCCCGUUCCCCGCCGCCGUCGGCUCUCAGAGGAAGUUCUUCCGACCGGUCCUCCCCUGCUCACAGUCCGCACUCACCCUGGACCGUCAGCUGCAGUCUUAUGCAGGAAUGCUGGUAUCCUUUAAGUCUGACUUGUCGUACCUGCAUGAAAACCUGCCAGAGGGCAGAAAAGCCAAAGCAAAGGAGCUGGAGGAGCAUCGUGUCAGGGAGGAGUACCUGCAGCAUGAGAUGUGUCGCUAUGAGAUCUACAUCCAGUGCCUGGAGGCAUGGAAGGCAGGGAAUAAGACCUGCACCAGUGUGUUGAGCAUCGCAGACCUGAAGCAGUUUGAUAAAGCCAUGUUUGCAGACUCUGUGGGGGAGGAGGAGGAAGGCAGGCUGAUAAAGUCCCACUCCAGCCCCUCUCUGGACCUCGAGAUGGCUCCUCCGACGGUGAUCAAAGUCAGACGCAACAUCUCAGAAAGACGGACUUACCGCAGGACCAUUGUUCCCCGAUGGAAUAAAGAGACCUAAGAGGUAUUUUUAUGACCAGUAAAAAGGAAAGCAGAUUUAAAAAAACGUUGCUGGUGGGACUUCAGUCUUUUAUUUUGUGGAUAUCUGCCUCAGGAGGUUUUUUUCUGCACUUUUACAAAAAUAAACCUCAGGGAAUCCCAAACCCUCAAUCUCUCUCAGGAUACAAAGCGGGAACCUGACUGAUUAGCUGAGUACCUCAAAAUGUCUGGACAUAAUUUAUUUAGCUGUUUGUCUUAAAUCUGUUUUUUUAAUAGAACUCAAAAUGGUACCAAUAUGCUUUCAUUUGUGUUUUGUUUUUGUUUUUUUUCCUUAAAAUGUCAACCACUAGAGGUUGCUGUAGUACAACAAAACUGUGAGUGAAUGCGGGACAGGAUGUUUUUAAAAAAAGAAUCCAUUGCACUUUUAUGGUUUUAAUAUGUGUAUUAUUUGUGGAUGGUACUCUUACAUAUUGUUUUUAAAUGAAGGGUUUAUUUCCAAAAUGUGAUGUAUUUUUUUCUUUUAGGUAAAAAUAAAAUGUUACUUCUA